This is a messenger RNA of Ziziphus jujuba (common jujube), 1533 nucleotides long. Its product is annotated as cycloartenol-C-24-methyltransferase. NCBI's taxonomy places the organism in Eukaryota, Viridiplantae, Streptophyta, Magnoliopsida, Rosales, Rhamnaceae. Gene Ontology annotation, biological process: sterol biosynthetic process. Gene Ontology annotation, cellular component: endoplasmic reticulum. Gene Ontology annotation, molecular function: sterol 24-C-methyltransferase activity. The transcript is spliced from 14 exons. Bases 277 to 1305 code for a protein of 342 amino acids. The record is from RefSeq and is a predicted model, not a curated record.
UAGAAGAAAAGCCAAAAAGCUUGACGCCUGCUAAAACAACCCGACUCAAAACCGUCUUUUGAUAGAGUUGAGAUUUUCGUAAUGUUUCUGGGAGGCCAAACACCAAAAUUUCUUUUUCUGUCUACUUUUAAAUAACCGUUUCUUUCUCCACCCAACCUCUUCACACUUCACACUCUUUUGAAAAGUCUUUCCUCUUUCUCUAUCUAUCAUCUCUCUCUCUCUAGGGUUCUCCACCACAGUCCGCAAUCUAAUCUGCCUUUGUUUUUUUUUCAAUAGAUGUCGAAAGCCGGAGCAUUGGAUCUCGCAUCAGGUCUCGGUGGAAAGAUCGACAAAAGCGAUGUUCUCUCCGCCGUCGAAAAGUAUGAGAAAUAUCAUGUCUGUUAUGGAGGUGAAGAGGAAGAGAGAAAAGCUCAUUAUUCUGAUAUGGUUAACAAAUAUUAUGAUCUCGUAACCAGUUUCUAUGAGUUUGGCUGGGGAGAAUCGUUCCAUUUUGCACAUAGAUGGAAAGGUGAGUCGCUUCGAGAGAGCAUCAAGCGGCAUGAGCACUUCCUUGCUUUACAGCUUGGACUGAAACCUGGACAGAAGGUGUUGGAUGUGGGUUGUGGGAUUGGAGGUCCUCUAAGAGAGAUUGCUCGCUUCAGCUCAACUUCUAUUACAGGGUUGAAUAACAAUGAAUAUCAGAUUACAAGAGGAAAGGAACUGAACCGGGUUGCAGGAGUAGACAAGACAUGCAACUUUGUUAAGGCUGAUUUUAUGAAAAUGCCAUUUCCUGACAAUUCAUUUGAUGCAGUAUAUGCAAUUGAAGCUACCUGCCAUGCACCAGAUGCGUACGGAUGCUAUAAAGAGAUUUAUAGAGUAUUAAAACCAGGCCAAUGUUUUGCCGCAUAUGAGUGGUGCAUGACUGACUCAUUUGAUCCUAACAACCAAGAACAUCAAAAAAUUAAGGCUGAAAUUGAGAUUGGUGAUGGCCUACCAGACAUCAGGUUGACAGGAAAAUGCCUUGAAGCUCUGAAACAAGCGGGUUUUGAGGUCAUAUGGGAGAGAGAUCUUGCGGCAGACUCACCUUUGCCUUGGUACUUGCCUCUGGACAAAAGUCACUUCUCUCUGAGUAGUUUCCGUCUAACAGCUGUUGGGCGAUUUUUCACCAAAAACAUGGUCAGGGCUCUAGAAUUCGUUGGUCUUGCCCCAAAAGGAAGCCAAAGAGUUCAAGAUUUUCUGGAGAAGGCUGCAGAAGGGCUAGUUGCAGGUGGAAAGAAAGAGAUAUUCACGCCAAUGUAUUUCUUCUUGGCCCGGAAACCACAUUGAGAGAAUCAGUGAAGUAUGGCUGCCUACUACUGCUACUACUACUACUAAUUAACCUAUUUUCUCGGAUUCUGGAGUUAGGAUUGGGCUUAUAACUUCUCAUGAGUCACGACCAUGCUAACUGACUAAGUUUGUCUGUUGCUUGUCUUUCUUUGGUUAUCUGUUCCUUUUUCUUAUGACCUUACAAUAUGCACUUUCUUUGUUAUAAUAUUAAAAUAUCAAUUUGUUAUA